GUGGCAGUGACGGGGCUGAGCUACAGGCUGCUCCCCCACGCCUCCCCCAGGAGCACCCCUGGCUGCACACUCGCCUACAACUGGGAGCCCCCCCUGCAUUCCCUGCAGAGCCAGGCCUGUCUUCAGAGGAGGAGGAAGAGGCAGUGGGGAUGGAGGACGUGAAGAGUCACACCUAUUCCAGGCCACUGAGGCCCUCAGGGACCAGCACAGAGGCAUCCCCACAGCCAAGGCCAGGGGCAAGAGUCUGGGGGGUCCCUGGGUCAGGCCUGCAGCUGGAGGCAAAGCUGCCCACAGAGGAGCCCGGCAUCAUCGUGACUAACCAAGAUCUGCUGACCCAGGCACAAGGAAUCCAGCUGCUGGGGGCACUGGCCCAACUCCUGGAGCUUCCAGAGGGCACUUUCUCCUCCAUCCAGGUCGAGGGGCCUGCAGUGACCUUCAGAGUGAGCCCCCUUGGCACCCUCAACGUGACGGCCGCGGGCCUGGCCCAGGCAGCAGGUAGGGACAGCUCGCCCUGUGAGGACAAGGCUGUCCCUGUGCAGGCUGGUCUGGGGGCCUCGGCCAUGGCCGUGGGCAACUGGCACAGCUUCCUGGGAUCUCCGUGAGUGACAUGGUAAUGAGGCUUCCUGCACCACUCAGACCCGUGAGGGGUGUGGCUGGCCCUGGUCCCAGCUGCAUUCGCCCCACCCGGAACCCCAACCUCAGCCUCAGAGGGUGUGAGCGGCGGGCUGCCCUCAGCCUACGUGCCUGGGCAUCAUGGCAUCACAGCUGGCUGGUCUCGGUGGCCAGGCCCUACACAUGGCUGGACGCGGCAGCAUAGCAGGGCAUGGCAUGGCAGGGCAUGGAGCCCACACCAGCCGCUGUCCACCCCUGUUCCGACCCCAGCUGUCCACUCCCUGCGUCUGCCUCACAUGGCCUGUGUCAUGCAGUGUCCCUCACCCAGUCAUGGCUUGAGGCGGGGCCUGGGGUCUUGCAGGAGAUGGUGGUGACCCAGUGACCGCUGGGGGCGUGUGGUGACCUGGCCUUGUGACUCCCGGGAGGCCGUGGGUGAGGACUGAGAUGCUGGCAGGAAGACUGUCCGGUCCCGAGGCCAGGUGCCCGGCACUGUACUGGCGUCCCCUGCUCCUGGGAUGGCCUGAACCAGCUGCUGGCCGGGGUCCUUCCUGUCGUUCCUGGCCCCAACUGACACUUCCAGAGUGAGCGGUGCGUCCUGGGGGAUGUCAUCCUCUAGCGGGUCCCCUCAAGUGAGAGUUAGGUUUCUCUGUCUGUGAUUAAACUCUGGAGGAGCAGA
Messenger RNA from Erinaceus europaeus (western European hedgehog), 1288 nucleotides. Its product is annotated as receptor-type tyrosine-protein phosphatase N2-like. Gene Ontology annotation, cellular component: secretory granule. Lineage: Eukaryota; Metazoa; Chordata; Mammalia; Eulipotyphla; Erinaceidae. The transcript has 5 exons. The record is from RefSeq and is a predicted model, not a curated record. The annotation marks the transcript as partial.